AUGUCGUCUGAUACAGAGGAUUCUUCCAGUGAUUCGAGUUCGCCCGGAGAGGAGGAGAGCUUAGGCUCCCAGAUUGUGAUACAACUCAAGAGAAGUGUCUUCGACAGGAAUGACUUCCUCCCCGACGGAUGCAUUGAAACACUGAUUACAAAAUGCGCCGUAAUCAAGGAGCUGGGCUUGACGCAAGAGGAUAUGAAGGAAAAGACUUCGAAUGCCAAAUUGGUUGAAUUCAUACUGAAUGAAGGCAGAAAGCUCUUCGCAAUUAUGCUAAUGUCUCGUUUCAAAGGCGGAGAUUUACAAAAGGGGAUGACCCAGUUCAGGAGGAAUAAACUUGGGGAUGCAUUUCUACCAAUUACGGAAGAGAACGAAAGCAAAGUCCCUUUCUUCAAUCCGCCGAAGAAGCCUUGGGAUCGACAGUCAAUUCGUACCUUCUGCAUCGAGCAAUGGGCUUUUUUAGUACCCGUAUUCUCCGACAAGAGCUUAAAUUUACAACUCCACACGGACGAAAUUCUGCCGUUUAUCUGCCAGGGCGAUGAUGUGAGAGAAGGGGCGUUCGGCGAGGUACAUCAGGUUACAGUCCACUCGUGCCAUGACAAAAACCCCGUCUUCACGUUCGACGGCAAACGAGCCAACGUUGCUAUCAAAGAGAUCAAGCAGGUCCAUACUGAUGAUGAAGCAAAACUGCGAGAGCUCAAGUCCGAGUGGGAACGAGAGGUCAAGGCUCACAUCGACACCAACAAGUUCCAUCACCCGAAUAUCAUCGAGUUCAUCGCCGCUGUGACGAGAGGGAAUUCGAAAAGUUAUCUCCUGUUUCGAUGGGCAGAUGGGGGAAACCUGCGAGAAUUCUGGCAGAGCAACAAAAAGCCGCAGCUCAGCGUCUCACUCGUGAGGGACGUUGUGGUGCAACUCAGGGGACUCGCUGAUGCCCUGGACAAACUACACGGCUAUGGGGGGGGACAAGGUUCAUAUCGCCAUGGCGACAUUAAGCCGGAGAACAUACUCCGGGUGCGCACAAAAUCUGUCGCUCCUUCCGAAAUCGACGUGGGAAUUCUCAAAAUCGCCGACAUGGGCCUUGCCAAACAUCAUACCAUAGUUACGGAAUUCAGACCCCCAACCAGCAUGAGAUAUACGACGUAUAGAUACGAACCACCGGAGGUAAUUUCUGGUGUCAGUGGCGUGUCGGCCAACUCCGGGAGAUCUCGGCGACAGGACAUCUGGUCAGUUGGCUGCGUUACCUUGGAGCUCAUCAUCUGGCUCCUGUACGGCGCUGAUGCCAUGAAUGAAUUCAACGACAAAUACGUCAUUGGCGAGAUGGGAGAACCAAGCCCCUACUUCGAAAUUGAGGGAAAGGGCAGUAACAAAAGAGCCAAGGUACAUCCAGCGGUAGACGAGACCAUGGAUGCUCUCUCGAGGGAUCAGGAAUGCAGGGUCGGAGAGAAAACAGCCAUGAAGGACCUCCUCCACAUUGUCAAGACGAAACUGUUGGUUGUCAGUCUGGGAGCAGCUACAAUAAUUGAUGGAGAGGGUUCUGUUAGCCCUCCGCACCUUUCCACAAUUCCGGCGGGAUCCCGUGCCAGUGCUCGUGAACUUUGCCUCGCGCUGGAUGAAAUUAUAGACAAGGGCGAUAAGAACGAGGGAUACUGGUAUUCAGGGAAAAGCCGAAGCCAUUCUCAACGGCUCCCAAGGAUUCGCUCUCAGGGUUCAAGUUCUCUUUCCCCUGACACAGCUUUUGGACAGGGUUUUCCAACUCGCCAGAAGGAGCCCAUGCCUCCUCCAUCCAAAGAUAUUACCAUCGUUGUGCCCCCAGUGACCCAGGUACUAAAAGAUGAGUAUCGUAAUGCGACACAGAUAGAUAAGACAGAGUUUCCAGUUGACAACAAGUUUGCCAAAGAACUUGUUAGGACUAUCGGAAUAGAUGGCCUGUUCCCGAUCAACAUCAAACCAAUACGUCUCUGUGGUACCUGUCAAAAGAUGGAAUUUUUUGAGCCGUACUUUCAUAUCGAAGAUACAUGGCCAGAGCUUGAAAGCAAUCUCGAUAUAUGCGACUUUUGUAAGAUGCGCUGGGAGGUUGCUCAACAUCUCAAUCUGAAGAAAUCAUCGCCUAUCAGGUUUGACCGUGAUCAGUCCAUGCUGAAACUGAAUGAGGGCCACGUUCCUGUUAUGUCAAUUUGUCGAAGUUCAGAACUGCAAACUCCGAACGCGCAUUUCAUCCAAGUGGGACUUCCCAAGCUCCCCGCGGCGGCCAGCAAGACUCAUUUCGACAUCCUUCGACAAUUUCUCAGGAACUGCGAUGCCAACCAUCCCAAGUGUCCGCCACCCAAGACAGCCCCCCUGCCAACAAGGCUCAUAGACCUUGGGACUCAUGAAUCCCCCACCAUUCUCAUUUAUGAGACCAAGCCUACAGACUCGCUCCAAUAUAUUGCCCUGUCCCAUCCUUGGGGACCAGGUCCUCACUUCUGCACCUUUCGAAACAACCUGGAGGAAUACAAAAAACAUAUCUCCUUCGACAAACUCCCCGCCACUUUUCAACAUGCCGUGACAACAACCCGUGAACUUGGCCUACGAUACCUCUGGGUUGACUCCAUCUGCAUUAUCCAGGGCCCAGAUGGCGAUUUUGCCCAGGAGGCUACGCGUAUGGAGGACGUUUUCAGUUCGGCGUACUGUGUGCUUGCUGCGAGUAGCGCGAAGGGGCAAGAGGAUGGGUUCCUGACUCCGCGGAAGGAAAAUGAUUUCUUGACCUUCGACAAGGGCGGCCAGCCUCUGUAUAUAUGUCGAUUUAUGGACGAUUUCAAAACACAUGUUCUUGAAGGCCCGCUCAAUAAACGCGGAUGGGUGUUGCAGGAGAGAGCUUUGGCACAUAGAACCAUCUUCUUCACCGAUAGACAGACGUACUGGGAAUGUGGCGAGGGUGUAAGAUGCGAGACGUUGACAAAGAUGGACAAUCACCUCAUAUCCUUCCUCGGCGACCCUAACUUUCCCUCCAAGAUUUCCAGGGAUAACAGCGACCGCGGCGAGAAGAUCCGACUAUACGAGAACCUGUACCGUCAAUAUUCUAGACUCGAAUUCACUCGCUGGCACGACCGGCCUAUUGCCAUUGCCGGACUCGAGAAACGCCUCAUCCGCGAUCUAGAGGCGCAAGGUGGGUUCGGCGUCUUUGACGACGGACGCAGUCUCCUUCAGCGAAGCCUCCUCUGGAGAAAAGGUCAAGAAGUCUCCGCCCUUGAGCGAAUCGAGUUUCCACCCGAGAGGGCGUUUCUCGUGCCCAGCUGGUCGUGGAUGGGGUAUGAGGGCGCCAUCGACUACUUGGAUCUGCCUCUCGGGGGUGUCGAUUGGCCCCCGGACGCGAUUCUUGGACCCUGGGCGGAGGGCGGGACAGAAACGUGGCACACAGGGGACGGCAAGGGGGUUGUGGCGUUGAGCGCUGCUGCAAGGGGCUUCAAAAUGGGAAAAGAGAAUGAGGAAGAUUUCGGGAUCUUCUAUGACAGGACCGAGCCGUCAAAGACAGAACAGAAAACUUUGAAGUGCGUCGUUGUUGGGAAGCGGAUUAUGAAAUCGAAAACACCGACUGAUGAGACGACGCAUUAUGUGUUGUUGAUUGCGCCCAAGAAAACGAACUCUCCCAGGGGAGGAAAGAUAUAUGAGAGAGUGGGCGUUGGCUAUAUGAAAGGAAGAUUUAUAGAUUUAGUGGGUUCUGGAGCAUCGGGGUUAGUCAAUGUUCAGUAA
Messenger RNA from Hyaloscypha bicolor E, 3723 nucleotides. Its product is annotated as HET-domain-containing protein. The transcript has 4 exons. Gene Ontology annotation, molecular function: protein kinase activity; ATP binding. Lineage: Eukaryota; Fungi; Ascomycota; Leotiomycetes; Helotiales; Hyaloscyphaceae. The coding region runs from base 1 to 3723 and encodes 1240 amino acids. The record is from RefSeq and is a predicted model, not a curated record. Gene Ontology annotation, biological process: protein phosphorylation.